AUUUGAAAUUUUUACAUUCUAAACCUUAACUUAAAAUAUGAGAUGAAAUGGAGAUUGAUUUACCUAGAGGAAGGAGUGUUGAAGAAGAUAGAGGUGGAGUAUCCUUAGCAAGGUGGAGGGGCGUCACCGUCGAAGCACUCGCCGGAGUUGAAGCAUCAGGUUCAAAUCGCCGGAUGGCUUUUUUGGGGUGAGUUUCGUUCUGUCUGCAAAGUCUGCUAGCCGACCUGUCUUUUUUAAAGUGAAAGUCACCAAUUCAUUUGACAUUUGACAACUUUUCACAACCAGUGUUAAGCACAAUAGUAUAUUGGUAAAUACUUUUAAUCCAACAUUAUUUCGGUAAAUAAUUAUUUAAUUCGCAUUAAUUUGAAAAAAAAAACUUUUUUUUACACAUGUUUAGAGAACUUUCUCACAGUAAUAGCAAAUGAUAAACGGAAUACAACGUAGCCUUUCAGGUAGCGCAAAUUAUACCAUGGGAUCGGCCCACCUCGCGCACGGUGUGCCGAUUCCCAAACGGUGCCGUUUUAUUAAUGAGAAAAAUAAUCUUCUCUCCCAAUUUGUAAAGUCUUCGUGCCCUAGGAGAUUCGAUUUGGAGCCGUCGGAAGAAGCAUCAGAAGCUAUGGAUCUCGAUUCUGGCUGAGCCGUCGCCUACAAAGCUCCAAAUUGGACUCCAUCUCAGCCGCUCUUAUCCUCUCCUCCACAGAGAGAACCAACGUGAAUCUGCCAAGACAAACCUUCAAGCAAUAACCACCACAAGCCACCUUUAGGCAUAUGAGUGACAUCCAUCAUGUUGUAGCUGCCAAUUACUCCACAUGUGGCUGCCAGCUGCCUGACACAGGGAUGAGGAUAAACUUCUGACUCUUAAUGCUGAAACAAUGAUGGUGUCCGAUCCCUAUAGCUUAAGUUGUCUCCUAAGUUACAUUUUUAUAAAUCUAAAAAAGUUACAUUUUUAUUAAAGGGAUUUACAUUUCAUUUAUCUCAAGUUACACAUAUAUUAACGUGAGUUACAUUCCAAUUUUCCUCCAUAAGUUAAAUUAUAUUUACACGUGAUUUACAUUUGUCAUAAUGCAAGUUACGCCACAAAACAAUGUGAGUUACACCACAAAUUAAACCUCUGUUAUUCAAAUAAACAUGAUUUUUUUAUUAAAAAUCAUUUCUAAUGACCUUGAUAUGAAAAACAAAGCAUAUAUACUAUUUAUGUAAAAUAAUUGGGCAAUUGGACUCUUUUUUUCAUUUCUUACAUUGAAAUCAAUGUUUUACUUCUUAUAUUCUGUUUUUAGACAACUUACAUUUCAACUUGACUCAAGUUACAUUUCUUAUCGGUAUGAGUUACAUUGUUUCAAACACGAGUUACACCAGCCUGUUAUUGAAAAUUUGAAAUUAUAAAAAAAAACCGGAAGCAGGUUGCUCAAGGUGAGCCGCUCCACGAUAUACCAACAGUUUAGGUAGCAGACCAGUAGUACGCAUUAUUGAUGUGUAAAUGGGUUUAUAGUCAACGGGCUGACGACCGUUUCUUUAAGAGAGGAAAAACACAGCCCGACAUACCAUAGCCGAAAGCAAAAAGAGAAGGAAGGGACCACGAGAAAAAGGCGGGCUAUGGAAAACACCUGGCAAAUCCACGACUUGGACUUCGACACGCACAAUACCAUCACCUUCUUCUCCGACUUUCCUCCCUUUUUUUACUCUGUAUUAGUCUUCCAUCCCACCUUUUUUCUUUUCUUUGUCCACAAACGUACCCAAACAGCUGAAAUGUAUCAACACAAAAAAAUAAAGUCUCUCUGAAAUGCUGAAGCACUGAGGCAUUUCAUUGCAUUCUGGCUUCUGCUUUAUUCAUCCCUCCAGGCUCCAGCUACUUUAAAUUUCUCUAAAUUCCCAGUAAGCAGCUUUUAAAGAAAACAACUUUACAGUAUCUUUGUGAUUUUGGUGCCUAGAAGAGGCAUUGAUAUUAACAGAUUCUAUCAAUAUGUUAUAUUUCCCAAAUGAGAAGAUUGUUUUGAUGUCUUUUUAUGGUAAGGAGUUGCAGUUGAAGUGGAUUUUAAGCUAUGGUGCUAGGGCUGAGAUCAAAGCCCAAAAGGGGUGCUCCUGUUAAACUAGACUUCAGCAUCCAUGUCAAGGAGGUGAACCCAUGGCCACCAUCACCAUCCCUUAGAGCCAUCCGAUCCGUUUUGCUCGUCUGGGUAAACGGCGAUCGCAAAUCCGGGUCCCGCUUGGCCAAAGUAGGGCCCACAAGCAUUGAGUUCAAUGAAUCUUUCACACUCUCAGUCACCCUUACUCCUGAGAAGAAGGCUCAAGAUAAGCUCCAAAAGAAUUUCUUGAAUUUCUACCUAUAUGGACCCUACCGGAAGGACAAAACAAGUAAAGGGAACCUCCUGGGGACAUCGGUGGUAAAUCUUGCAGAUUUCAGGGGGAUUGAGGAAAGCGUGACCACUUCCGUUCCUCUGAUCAGCAAAAAUGCUUCAAAAAGUUCUGAGCAGCCUAGGUUGUUCAUCACAAUACAGCCUUUUUAUAAGGAGAAUAGCUUAUUACAAAGAAUAUCAUCCGCUGACAAGGAGGAGCAGGUAUCCAUUGCUGAUUCAGUGAAUGAAGACAAUGAUGAUCGAUGUGAGAUUGCGUAUUUCAUGGAUGAUGAUGAUGAUGUAUCAUCAUCACUAUCACAUUCUUCUCUGGAUGUCACUCUGUCUUCCUCGGAGGCUGCAAAGGCUUCAUCGUCUCUGCAUGAGAAGGAUGAAGUUGACUAUGAAAGAGAUGACUUUAAAAGAGACGAUAUAGACUCCGAUACACUAUUAGCACCGGUCUCUGAAUCAUUUGUGAGUGUUCCUUCUAAGGGGUUGGAUAGUGUGUCUGAAAGUAAAGCAUUGUUGUCAUCAGAAGCAUCAACCUCAAAUGUGGGAAAUCCUAUAAGCAGUGACGCUCCUUUACCCAAUAUUUCUGAGAGAAGCAUGGCUGAGAAUGAAUUCAUUGAAAAUUUACAUACUGGUCUUGAGGAGAGGAAGGAUAUAAUGGCUAGUCUAGAAUCUAAACAUGAAGAAGAGAAAAUUCCUUUAGAUAAUCCACCUGUGAGUGUUCAAGAAUCCCUAGAGCAAAAAGAGAGACAUGCUGAUAGUGAAGUCACUAAUAGCUUACUUAUCAGCAGCCUUGGGGAUGGAGUGGAUGUAAAAGAAGAUGUACAAAUUGAACAAGAACAACAUAGAAUCUCAAAAGAUGACUUAAAUGUUGAUUUUCAGAACCCCCAAAAGAAAGAAAUGAGAACAGGACAUCCUGAAAAGGAAGCAAAAUUUCAUUAUCAAACAAACGAUGAAUGGAAAACAAGAAUUGCGAUGCUUGAAGAAGAACUAAGGGAAGUCGGUGCAGUUGAGCUAAGCCUUUAUUCUAUAGUGGCUGAGCAUUCAAGUUCUUCAAGCAAGGUCCAUGCUCCAGCUCGUCGCCUUUCCAGAUUCAUUUUUCAUGCUUUCAAGAAUAAGUCUCAAAAGAAACAGGCAAGUAGCAUCAGAACUGCUGUUUCCGGUUUAGCUAUAGUCUCUAAAGCAUGUGGAAAUGAUGUACCAAGGUUAACUUUUUGGUUAUCGAACACGAUAAUGUUGAGAGCAAUUGUUAACCAGGCUACUGUAGCGACAGUAGACAAGAACAACUCAUAUAUGUGUAGCAUCGAAGGUGAAACCAAGGGUGCCACAGAAGACCAUACUGACUGGGGACAUAUGGAAAUAUUUAAUCUUGCACUGGAACAAGUCGAAGCUUGGAUCUUUUCCCGAAUUGUUGAGUCUGUGUGGUGGCAGACAUUCACUCCACAUAUGCAAAGAAGUGUUGUAAAAGCAGGCAGCAUAUCUAAGGCCUCUGAUUCUAUGAAAGGAAAUAUGAUUGGGUUUGGAGGUGAAGAGCGAGGUAGCUUGACUAGUUUCUCAAUAGAUCUUUGGAAGAAGGUUUUCGGGGAUGCUUGUGAAAGGCUGUGCCCACUUCAGGCAGAAGGACAUGAGUGUGGCUGCUUACCAAUGUUGACAAAAUUGGUUAUGGAACAGCUAGUGAGGAGAUUGGAUGUGGCAAUGUUCAAUGCCAUUCUCCGUGAAUCAAAUGAUGAAAUGCCAACGGAUCCUGUUUCGGACCCUAUUAGUAAUCCUAAGGUCCUCCCUAUCCCUGUCGGAAAACUAACUUUUGGAGCUGGUGUACAAUUAAAAAAUGCUAUUGGGAACUGGUCUAGAUGGCUGUCUGACUUGUUUGAAGCUGAAGACGAUAGUGAGUUGUCUGAUAGCAGCAACACUGAAGAUAGGCGACCAGAGGAAUCUCGCAAGCCUUUCCGUCUACUAAACGCUUUAAGUGACCUGAUGAUGAUUCCAUUUGAAAUGCUAGCUGAUCCACUGACAAGAAAAGAAGUUUGUCCCACAUUCAGCCCAUCACUGGUCAAGAUCAUUCUCAGUCUUUAUAUGCCCGAUGAGUUCUCCCCAAACCCAGUUCCCCAAAAAGUGCUUGAGGCGCUUGAUUCUGAGGAUGACACGGAUGCUUCUGUUGAGUCUAUCACUGGCUUUCCAUGUACUGUAGCCCCUACAGUCUACCCGUCACUGACGGCAGCUUCGCUCACUAGGUUU
Messenger RNA from Cuscuta europaea, 4574 nucleotides. The record is from the annotation of a GenBank genome assembly. NCBI's taxonomy places the organism in Eukaryota, Viridiplantae, Streptophyta, Magnoliopsida, Solanales, Convolvulaceae.